Lytechinus pictus (painted urchin) is the source of this 2806-nucleotide messenger RNA. RefSeq lists its product as uncharacterized. The transcript is spliced from 5 exons. Bases 293 to 964 code for a protein of 223 amino acids. Lineage: Eukaryota; Metazoa; Echinodermata; Echinoidea; Temnopleuroida; Toxopneustidae. The record is from RefSeq and is a predicted model, not a curated record.
CUUCGCAAGAAAAAAUACCUCGUCGCAACAGUUUCUGGAGAUGCACAAAAGCAAGAACGAUAUUCGGAAUUUUCUGUAGCGUACAAUAAAUCCUCUUUGACUUUGUCGUUACUUGUAUUGUUAAAAUAAGUGGAUAACAGAACCCCAAGCAGAAUUUAUUGAUCAACCGUUAAGGAGAGCGAGUUAACGAUAUUGGUAACUUCAGAACCCAUCAGUUGGUCGACAGGAGGAGAGGCAUAUACACGGAAUUUAGUUGAGGAUAACAACUUAUUGGAUAUUCAGCAAAGCAGACAUGAUGUACUUAGCAAACGGGCAGUUUGACCGAUGCGAAAACUACAACCCAGCCGCCCGCCACGACACCCGUAGUGGGCUGACCGUUACCCAUCAACCUUACCCAUCUUCUCACAUCAACCCCAACUCAAGCGUCUCUUAUACCACCAACGAUCAGGCAAUGCUCAUUGAAGACCAGCUCACGUCUAGUGGAGGCCAUCAUGGUCGACUAGGGCGUGGAGGUGGUGGUCGACGAGGAGGUUCAAGUCGACUUGGUUCCAGGCGUGGGAUACACAAGAACAAACAACCUGAAAUCAGACCGUGGAACAGCAACUUAUUAGCAUGCUGCGAUGAUCCAGAAAUAUGUAUUACAGGACUAGCCUGUUCCCCUUGCCUAGCCAGCCGUCUUUCUGAGAGACUGGGAGAGAAUCCGCUGGCAUGCUGUCUACCAUUCGGUUGUGUAGCAUUACGUGUCAAACUACGUACUCAACAUCAUAUACGGGGUGACAUUUGCUCUGAUUACGGAGUCACGUGUUGUUGUGGUUGUCCACUGUCACUCUGCCAAAUGUGGCGGGAACUGGAUUACAUCGAAAAGAAGAACAACCCUGGGUUGUCUGCCAACGGUGGCCAUGGAAACCAGAAUAAUACUCCCUCAACGUCAAGUAGGAGUUUCCUCGAUAUGCUUACAUUUUAAAAUUGUCAACUAAUGCUGAAUAUUUUGUAGAUUUUAUAUCGAGAACAUUUUCGUAAUUUGUCAAGUGUUAAUCACUGUCUCUUAUCUGUAAUAAUUUUUUAGAUAUGAGAUUUAUAUCGGAAGAAGAAGGUUUCAAGGCAUUUAUUCAUAGUCGACAUUGUAAAUAUUGAUGUUAAUGAAUGCAAAUUUCAGUUUUCUUUUCAUCCACAAAUAAAUAGACCCAUCACCGAAAAAAAAAGAAAAUGAUAUGAUUUUUCUCAAGGUUUUGGAUCAUGAAUAUAUUGUAUGAUUUAUAGACGUCAUUAGGAUGUAUUUGUCUAACAUCUGAGAAAACACCAGAGUGAUCACAUUAUUGUCUUUGCUUCAUUAUAUAUGGAGCUAUCAACUCCAUGAUUAUACAUGACAUCCACUAUUAAAAGCAUACCUCGUUCACAUUGUCGCGCAAUCCUUUACCAAAGCCACGAGUGGCCUCUUUAAUCGAUGGCGGAAAUAUCUGAACCAUUCAAAUUUUCUAUGAUCAAUACGAUUGCCACGACUGAUCUGAUAAUAUCACUACGAUUAACUCCACGAUUAAGACCGCCGUUUGAAUCGUGCAUGGCGCAAAUCGUGACAGUGAGAACUUUAUAGCUAUUUGUAUUUCUAACGUCAUUGUUCGAAGCUUAAAAAAUGUUCAUGCGACUAUCGAGUAUAGUGAAGUAUGAUUAUGGUCUAAGGGAACACAUACGUUUCAGAUGGUGAGAACAUAGUCACAUGAUUUGCUUGUCAUGAUCAUGAGCUCCGUCUAGACAUAUCUAGUUACAUAAAUGUUGCAGUCACAUCAAACAAACGACUUCAGAUCGAUCAAAACUAUUAAAUGAUUUCAAAUGACAACCCACUGGUCGGUUCGGUUUCAUUGGUGUGACUGUGCGCAUGCCAUUGGGAAAGACUCUCAAACAGGGGUGAUGCCUAUAAUGGGGAUGGUUUGGGCCAGAGCUUCCUCAUCUGUUAUCUUCUUUGUCGAUAAAUUCUCAGUUACAUUGCUAUAUUACAAAACACCUUGGUGGUCAAUUAAUUAUUCAACUGAGACCUUCGACUGUUAAUUUUUGCUCGAUUAUGUUUCUUUCGUAAAAAGCAAGUCUUGUACAAUAUCUUCCUUUAGAAAAUCUUCAUUUUUUUAUGGGGGGGGGGGGGGGGAGUGAAACCAGAUUUUAACAGUCUGUAUAAAUGAUGGUUUAAAAAUAUAUGAUUUUGGAUUGACCAGGUAAUCAUAAUUACGAUUUAAAGAAUAAAGAGAUAUUAAGCCAUACCGAUGAUUUGUACAUACGUUUUUUUUUUUUUGCUUUUAUAAAAAUGUUAAAUAAUAACAUGAUUAUAUUAAAAUAUAAUGUUUUUUAAAGGACUAUGUUAGAUAGUAGAGAUGAAAUAGUCUCUUCUGUGUGUUUGUUUUGUAUUGUAAACCCUAUUUAUUCAUUUCUGCUAAUGUCGUUCUUUGUUGCUUGUUUAAAUAUUUGUAAUCAAUUUCCACAAAGAUGAAUGUCUGUGACGUCACUCUCUAUAAUUUAGGUAGGAAUACAUAAUCUCCAUUUUACUUUCAGUUUUAGGUCUGAUGCCUUAAACAUUUUUGAAAGCUUUGCAACCACUAAAACUAACAAUCUUUUACAGAAUUUCGUUAUUUCUGACAUUUUUGUCAUAUUUAUUAUAAUAAUGUGCCAAACUAUAAAUGGCAAAAAUGGCACCCGAUACAUUUAAUUCUUGAAAUGUUUGAUAUUUUCUUUCUAGAAUGUUAAUGCUUUGUACGAAAUCAGAUGUAAUGCAAAUUUUAAAAGUGCAUGUUUUUUAUUGUAAUAAAAAUAAUCUUUUUAU